GCUCCAUCUCUCUCUCUCUUCUCUUACAUUUUCUUCUCCCCAUUUCUCUCAUUCUCUCUUCUUCUUCUUCUCUUUCCUCUACCUUCCGCCAUGGAUAUCAACAACAACAACCACCGUGACGACGAAGAAGACGACGACGACGCUAUCUCCUCCAUGAGCUCUGUUCCUCCUCCUCGCAAAAUCCAUUCCUAUAGCCAUCAGCUUCGUGGCACCGGUCAAAAAGGUCAUCACCACCGUCAACGUCAACACAGCCUCGACGAUAUUCCUAAAAUCACUGAAAUCAUCUCUGGUUGUGGUAUCUCCGGCGAUUCUUCCGAUGACGAGUUUUAUCCUUACGCCACCACCACCAAUUCCUCAUCUUUCCCUUUCACCGGAGAUACAGGAGAUACUGAUGAUUACUUGCACCAGCCUGAGAUCGGAGAAGAUUUUCAGCCGCUUCCUGAAUUCGUCGGAUCUGGAGGCGGCGUUGGGAUGUUUAAAGUUCCGACGCGGUCUCCUUUGCACUCAGCGCGUCCUCCUUGUUUAGAGUUGAGACCACAUCCGUUGAAGGAGACUCAGGUUGGGAGAUUCUUGAGGAACAUUGCUUGUACGGGGACGCAAUUGUGGGCUGGACAAGAGAGUGGUGUUAGAUUUUGGAACUUUGAUGAUGCGUUUGAGCCAGGUUGUGGUUUAAGCGGUCGUGUACAGAGAGGUGAUGAGGAUGCUGCACCGUUUCAUGAGUCGGCUAGUACUUCACCAACCACUUGUUUGAUGGUUGAUAAUGGGAAUAGGCUUGUUUGGAGUGGUCAUAAAGAUGGAAAGAUUCGGUCUUGGAAGAUGGAUUAUGUGGUUGAUGAUGGUGAUGAUUCUCCUUUCAAGGAAGGUCUCUCUUGGCAAGCUCACAAGGGUCCCGUCAAUUCCGUAAUCAUGAGUUCUUAUGGCGAUUUGUGGUCAUGUUCAGAAGGUGGUGUGAUAAAGAUAUGGACUUGGGAAUCUAUGGAGAAAUCUCUUUCGCUUAGGUUGGAGGAGAAACAUAUGGCUGCUUUGUUGGUGGAAAGGUCAGGGAUUGAUCUCAGGGCUCAAGUUACUAUCAACGGAACUUGCAAUAUAUCUUCCUCUGAAGUCAAGUGUUUGUUAGCUGAUAAUGUAAGAUCUAAAGUGUGGGCUGCUCAGCUUCAAACCUUCUCCUUGUGGGAUGGUCGUACAAAAGAGUUACUGAAGGUGUUCAACUCAGAAGGUCAAACUGAAAACAGGGUUGAAAUGCCAUUGGGGCAGGAUCAGCCUGCUGAAGAUGAGAUGAAGGCGAAAAUAGCUUCUACUUCGAAAAAGGAGAAACCGCAUGGAUUCUUGCAACGCUCAAGGAAUGCUAUAAUGGGAGCUGCGGAUGCUGUUAGAAGGGUUGCAACAAGAGGAGGAGGGGCAUAUGAAGAUGCCAAAAGAACAGAAGCCAUGGUUUUAGCCGGGGAUGGCAUGAUUUGGACCGGGUGCACAAAUGGAUUGCUUAUACAAUGGGACGGAAAUGGAAACCGGUUGCAAGAUUUCCGUCACCAUCAAUGUGCUGUAUUGUGUUUCUGCACGUUCGGAGAAAGAAUAUACAUUGGUUAUGUUAGUGGUCACAUCCAGAUAAUUGAUCUCGAAGGCAAUCUAAUCGCGGGAUGGGUUGCACAUAAUAACGCAGUGAUUAAGAUGGCGGCAGCCGAUGGCUAUAUUUUCAGCUUAGCCACUCAUGGUGGUAUACGUGGAUGGCAUGUGAUUUCUCCUGGGCCUCUUGACGGGAUAAUAAGGUCGGAACUGGCAGAAAAAGAACGGACAUAUGCACAGACGGACAGUGUUAGGAUUCUGAUCGGUUCAUGGAAUGUUGGCCAGGGAAAAGCUUCCCAUGAUGCACUUAUGUCUUGGUUAGGCUCUGUAGCUUCAGAUGUUGGUAUUCUUGUUGUGGGCUUGCAAGAAGUAGAGAUGGGUGCUGGGUUUUUGGCAAUGUCAGCUGCCAAAGAAUCGGUAGGAGGAAAUGAAGGUAGUACGAUAGGGCAGUACUGGAUAGACACAAUAGGGAAGACCUUAGACGAGAAAGCAGUUUUUGAGCGCAUGGGAUCAAGGCAGUUAGCUGGUUUGCUCAUUUCACUUUGGGUGAGGAAGAAUCUGAGAACCCAUGUAGGGGAUAUUGAUGUUGCAGCAGUUCCAUGUGGUUUUGGACGCGCAAUAGGAAACAAGGGAGGUGUAGGUUUGAGAAUUAGGGUCUUUGAUCGCAUUAUGUGCUUCAUCAACUGUCACUUGGCUGCUCAUCUAGAAGCUGUAAACCGCAGAAAUGCUGAUUUUGAUCACAUAUACAAAACAAUGUCCUUUACCCGGUCAUCAAAUGCUCAUAAUGCACCAGCCGCUGGUGUGUCUACCGGUUCUCAUACCACAAAGAGCGCAAAUAAUGCAAACGUAAACACAGAAGAGACAAAACAGGACCUAGCAGAGGCGGACAUGGUUGUAUUUUUUGGUGAUUUCAACUACCGCCUCUUUGGUAUAUCAUAUGAUGAAGCUAGGGACUUUGUCUCACAAAGAAGCUUCGAUUGGCUUAGAGAAAAAGAUCAGCUCAGGGCAGAGAUGAAAGCUGGAAGAGUAUUCCAAGGAAUGCGUGAAGCCAUCAUUACUUUCCCUCCAACUUAUAAGUUUGAAAGACACCGUCCUGGCUUAGGAGGGUACGACUCUGGUGAGAAAAAGCGGAUUCCUGCAUGGUGUGACAGAGUAAUAUUCAGAGACACGCGUACGAGUCCCGAAUCUGAAUGCAGUUUAGACUGUCCUGUUGUUGCUUCGAUUAUGUUGUAUGAUGCUUGUAUGGAUGUGACAGAGAGUGAUCACAAACCGGUCCGUUGCAAAUUCCAUGUGAAGAUAGAGCAUGUUGAUAGAUCGGUAAGGAGACAAGAGUUUGGGAGAAUCAUCAAGACCAACGAGAAAGUCAGAGCGUUGCUCAACGACCUACGUUAUGUACCAGAGACAGUUGUUAGUAGCAACAACAUCGUUCUCCAGAACCAAGACACCUUCGUGCUUCGCAUCACCAACAAAUGCGUCAAGGAAAACGCUGUGUUCAGGAUCUUGUGCGAAGGGCAGAGUACGGUGAGAGAAGACGAAGAUACACUCGAGUUACAUCCGUUAGGCUCAUUCGGUUUCCCACGGUGGCUCGAGGUAAUGCCAGCUGCAGGAACUAUAAAACCGGAUAGUUCAGUGGAGGUAUCGGUUCACCAUGAGGAGUUCCAUACAUUAGAAGAGUUUGUAGAUGGAAUUCCUCAGAAUUGGUGGUGUGAGGACACACGGGAUAAAGAAGCAAUACUUGUGGUGAAUGUACAAGGAGGUUGUUCGACUGAGACUGUGUGCCACCGGGUCCAUGUUCGUCACUGCUUCUCGGCUAAAAAUCUUAGGAUCGACUCCAGUUCAUCUAACUCCAAAUCUCAGAGUAGUAAGAAGAACGAAGGAGAUUCUGGCUCCAAGUCUCAUAAGAAGAGUGAUGGAGAUUCCAACUCAAAGUCUUCGAAGAAGCGCGAUGGAGAUUCUGUCUCCAAGUCUUCGAAGAAGAUCGAUGGAGAUUUCAACUCCAAGUCCUCGAAGAAGUGCGAUGGGGAUUCGAACUCCAAGUCCUCGAAGAAGAGCGAUGGGGAUUCUAACUCCAAGUCUUCGAAGAAGAGCGAUGGAGACCCUAACUCCAAGUCUUCGAAGAAGAGUGAUGGAGACUCCUGCUCCAAGUCACAGAAGAAGAGCGAUGGAGACACCAAUUCCAAGUCUCAGAAGAAGGGCGAUGGAGAUUCGAGCUCCAAGUCUCACAAGAAGAACGAUGGAGAUUCGAGCUCUAAGUCUCACAAGAAGAACGAUGGAGAUUCGAGCUCUAAGUCUCACAAGAAGAGCGAUGGAGACUCCAGUUCUAAGUCUCAGAAGAAGAACGAUGGAGAUUCUUCAAGCUCAUACAAGUCACAGAGUGGGGAGAAAAACAGUAACACGUCAACUGGAGAGGAGAGCCGGAAUUGCCACAACAAACGUUGACUUCAAAAAGAGAAAAACAAAAAAAGCUCAGUGUAUUUCUUUGGAGUAAAUUUACCAACCUACC
Molecule: messenger RNA, 4063 nt
Organism: Arabidopsis arenosa
Lineage: Eukaryota; Viridiplantae; Streptophyta; Magnoliopsida; Brassicales; Brassicaceae
Source: the annotation of a GenBank genome assembly